This is a messenger RNA of Lolium perenne, 1355 nucleotides long. RefSeq names its product dehydration-responsive element-binding protein 1H. Gene Ontology annotation, biological process: regulation of DNA-templated transcription. Gene Ontology annotation, molecular function: DNA-binding transcription factor activity; DNA binding. The record is from RefSeq and is a predicted model, not a curated record. Lineage: Eukaryota; Viridiplantae; Streptophyta; Magnoliopsida; Poales; Poaceae.
AUACUCCAGCUCAACCCCAAGCUCCUCACACUCCACAGUCCACCGUACUAAGCUCAGCAAGCACCGACCAUCCUCAUCAAACCAUGGACAUGACUGGCUCCGAGAAAUGGAGAUCCCCUUCCUUGUCGUCAUCCUCUCAGGAGCAAGGGGUACCGGUGUGGGUGACCCCGCCGAAACGCCCCGCGGGGAGGACCAAGUUCAAGGAGACGCGCCACCCGGUGUACCGCGGCGUGCGGCGUCGCGGCAACGCCGGCCGAUGGGUGUGCGAGGUGCGCGUCCCCGGCCAGCGCGGCGAGCGGCUCUGGCUCGGGACCUACCUCACCGCCGAGUCCGCCGCGCGCGCCCACGAUGCCGCCAUGCUCGGCCUGCUCGGCCACUCCGCCUCCUCCACAUGCCUCAACUUCGCGGACUCCGCGUGGCUCCUCGACUUGCCUCCCACGCUCUCCGACCUCGCGCAUGUCCGGCGUGCGGCUCUUGCCGCCGUCGCGGGCUUUCUGCGCCAGGAGGCCGACAGCGGCGCUGCUACCGUCAGAGCAGACGAGGCCGCCUACAGCGCGUCCGUGCCGUCUUCUGUGGACAAUGCCGGCGGCUUGUCGGCGACUUCGCAUCCUUAUGCCGAUGGGAUUUUCGAGCUGCCGUCCGCGCUGAACAGCGACAUGUUCGAGCUGGACAUGUCCGGGGAAAUGGACCUGGGCACGUACUACGCGGGCCUCGCGGAGGGACUGCUGCUUGACCCGCCACCGCCGGAGCACACCAGCGCGUGCUGGGACACCGGAGAUGGUGGAGCUGACUCCGCGCUCUGGAGCUACUGAAAUACUGCUGCUUUGACUCUAUGAUUGGAACAAAACACUUGGAGCAGUUCCAAGGCAGCAUAAUAAAAUUUGUGGAACUUAAACGCAUCAAAUCAUAUGACAUACAUGCAAGCAGAUGCAGUUCUAAGCAUCACACAGGAGCAAGAAAAUGACGCAUGAGUUGAUGGGAUGAAUAGUGAACUAGUGGCGGUGAUCCCGGACAGACAGCAAGCGAGAGGAUUCCAAAAGAAAGGGUACUAUCACUUUAUGUGUGGUGACUAUAACUGGCAACCACACGAGAAAGAUCAACGCCUGUUAAUCAGACAGAGGUGGUCCAAGUACGCUAAUUCAGAAGAUGUGGCUUAGGCCCAUCCAGUCUACUGGAUCCUUGGGAUCUUUUCAGGAUUUCAUGUCGAAAUCAUCGUGGCCACGCGAGCUGACGCAGCGAUUCAGUCGACCUCCGCACGUCCCGCUUCCUAUAUCGCGUGGCCACGAGGCGACAUGGCCAGAGCUGAUGUGUCACGUACCUUUUCCUUUCUGGAAGAUGACAUGUCAACUUAUACA